Arachis stenosperma is the source of this 756-nucleotide messenger RNA. RefSeq lists its product as uncharacterized. Lineage: Eukaryota; Viridiplantae; Streptophyta; Magnoliopsida; Fabales; Fabaceae. The record is from RefSeq and is a predicted model, not a curated record. The transcript has 2 exons. The coding region runs from base 1 to 756 and encodes 251 amino acids.
AUGGCUACAGCUAUGCAGGCAACAGCCAAGGCAUUAGGUAAUCAAAUAAACCAGGGUAAUCACGAGAACAAUAAUGAUGAGGACGGUCCUAUGACACUUGCUACAUUUCUGAAAGUUUACCCUCUGACCUUUAGGGGGACCUCAAAUCCCGCUGAUGUAGAUAAUUGGAUUCAGGCUAUGGAAAGGGCGUUGCAGGCUCAACAGGGAACACGACGUAUCCUGCAGCCUGAUGGUGCUGCGAUUCCUUGGGAGGUCUUCCGAACAGAAUUCUAUAAUAAAUACUUUCCUAAUUCAGCCAGAAAUGCUAAGGACCUUGAAUUAAUGCAGUUAAAGCAGGGACAUAUGACUGUUGCUGACUAUACUAGUAAAUUUGAGGAGUUAUGUCGCUUUUCUCGUAUCUGUCAAGGUGAGCCUGAAGAUUUUGCUAAAUGGAAGUGUAUUAAAUAUGAGGGAGGUCUUCGGAGCGAUAUUCUGAGCUUCGUUGCCCCAAUGGAGAUUAGAAUAUUUUCUGAAUUGGUGAAUAAGAGUAGGGUGGCUGAAGAUUGUGUGAGAAAGGCGGCAGUAGAGAAAGGAAGUUUGAGGGUGCCUUUUCAGAGGCUUUCAGGGAGGAACUUUGCUCCGAGAGGUAGGAAUUUCAAGCGUGAAGGCUUUGUUUCACAGCAGACUCAAGGCCAGGGUAAUUACAGAAAGCCGAAUACUAAUGUUAAUCAGGGAAGAAGGUUUGGAAAGCAACCACAGCAGGAUCCGAACUGUUAG